Molecule: messenger RNA, 3838 nt
Organism: Rosa rugosa (rugosa rose)
Lineage: Eukaryota; Viridiplantae; Streptophyta; Magnoliopsida; Rosales; Rosaceae
Product: polygalacturonase-like
Exons: 4
Coding region: 2484-3689 (401 amino acids)
Biological process (GO): carbohydrate metabolic process
Molecular function (GO): polygalacturonase activity
Source: RefSeq, a predicted model, not a curated record
AGUUUAUACUGAAAUUUUCUAACUGCAAUAUAUAGAUGCAAAGCAUAAUAACAUUUGUGUUUGUUUUAUCAAGUGAGAGCCAGCAGAUGAGAUCAUGAGACAAUAUGUGUUUAUCAAUCUUGCAUAAUUUAAGUGAAAGUAGAUGACUUUCUCUUUUAUAUAGCUUAAGAAAGUUACUUUUUGUGCAACUGAUUGCAUUCGUGCACACUUUUCUAUCAAAGUUCAUGUUUGGAGUUUUCAGGGCAUCAAUUCAGCCUUUUUCAGGAUGGAAAAGACACUUUAUAAAGCUAUACUGGGUCUUGUGAUGUACAACGAAAAUAUUAUGGUUCCAAGGGGGAUGAAGUUACCUUUCUGUAUCUUUCCUUCCUCCAGUCUGGGUUUUUUUAUUUUCCUUUUUAAUCUUUUUUGAAUUGGUAUUUUUAUCUGCCUUAUGAACAGUCAGUCAUUUUUGACCUGCUCUGAACCUUGAAUUCACUUCUUUUUUCUUGUUACUUUUAGCAAUUGAAAUUGAGGGUCUAGUUAUGGUAAUCUUUUUUUUAAUGUUGUAUUAAGUUAAUAACUACUCGUACUUAGUAAAGUUCAAUUUCUUGCUUGGUUGGUGGCUCUUGGUAAAAUUCAUAUUUCUGAUAUGCUUCAGUGAAGGAGGCCAUACACCUCUUUAAUCCUCAUGGAUGUGCGUUGUGUAAGGCAGCCAGUGAAUCUUUUGAGCACCUAAGUUUGUUUUGGUCCUAUUGUGUAUCACCAUCCGGGUAGAUAUAGCAACCAUUCAGCUUGCAGUGCAUUUUCUCAAGGAAUUGUAACUUACUCUUUGGUGAAGUUUUUUUGGGUCUGGGGAAAUAAGAAGAGACUCAGAGAACUAUUAGCCUUUGCCCUUUAGUGUUGUGUAGUUUUGCGCUCUACUUGGGUGGUGUGGGGGGAAGGAAUUGAAGAAGUUUUUCUGACAAGGAAGCGCAGUUGGCCUCUAUUUGAGAUAGAAUUAGAUUUCCUGCUGCUUUCUGGAUGUGUACUAGUGUUAUUCAUCUCAAGUGGUCUGGCAUUUGUAGGAAAAGUGACAAUGAAAUAAUGGUGACAUGAUGAAAGUACAGGAAUGGGUCAAAGGACCAAAAUUUAGUCUGUAGGGAGAAAGUAUCAAGGUUUUGUACUAGGUGGUUGUGUAUUAUGUAUUUUUGCUUAUCUUGUACAUUUUUUUUCCUUUGGUUUCUGUGAGAAUAGAGUUUAAUUUUUCUGGUAAUGUGGCAUUGUGCUACUUAACAAAUGCCCUUAUUGCCUCCCUGAAUACAACUUCACACCUAGUGCAUUUAUGUUGAGGUUUACUCUUAGGUAUAGCUUUAUACCUGCAUUAUGUGUAAUAGGUAUCAAGUUUGGUAUAAGCAGUGGACUCGUCUUGAUCAUAAUGUAUUUCUGAUCUGAGAGGGUAAUCAUUUCAGUGUUCUUAUGGGCAACUUCUUCAACAUUGAUGUCUCCUUUCUUCUUUUAGGUUUUACUAUUUUGUUACUUUUUACAUUAUACUGUGCUCCCGAGUAACACUGGAACCCUAGUUGCAAGGCCAACAUCCCCUACCUCAUCUUUUCGAUCUGAUCUGCUCGAUCUUCCUCAUCUCUUCUCUUUAAUCUUUACCUAUCCCAUUGCCCUCAUUUCUACCUCUGCUUCAUGGCUGCUGUUGAUGAUAUUUCUAACCCCUUUGCCACCGCCCUCGCUAGCAAUGAUUAGGGUGCGGUGGAUUUGGUGGGCAACGGUGAAGAUGAUGUUGCUGAGGAUUGGGAAGGGUUUGGAGUCAUUACACCGCUUACAGCCUUCUGGCUGGUGUGGCUUCCUGUCUGCAGCCUUCUGCCUUCACCACUUUUAGGCAGGCGGCUAGGAUUGGGAAGGUUUGGGAUCAUUACACCGUUUUGUAACAUGCCCCGUUUAGACUACUCUUGAAGAAACCCAGUUAUCAAAUGCGUGUAAGAGAUGAAUUUGCAAACAAGUCAACGGCACCAAAAGGAAAUCCAAAGUACUUUGGCUGAGCAUUCAUGCUUCAUAACUUUGUAUUAAUAUUUAAAUGUUGACGUACAGUUCAGGGUGAGAGUAUUAUAAGUUCCAAGUAUGCUUCAUUAAGCAGCAAGCAAUCAAAUGAUGGGCGCAUUCCUUUCUGUUUGUACUAAUUCGGGUAGUGGGAGACUCCCUUGACUACUGUUUGGCAUAUAUGAUAACACAGAAAAGAGAAGAGUGGCAACCAAAUUAGAGAGUUUAUUUCCGGCGCAGUUGCUUUCUUAGUAAGAUUCCCAUGUACAUUCAUCCAUAUCCCUUAUACGCUUAUAAACCCAGUUACUUCAUGCAUGUACCAGAAACUAUUAAACCUGUAUAAAUACCCUGGCCUAUACAAUCCUAUUCAACUCAUCAAUUCCCUCCCUCGAUUCUUUCAGUGAUUAUAAUCUCUCUGUCAAUUCUUCUCUCACGUACUCCCAAAGUCUCAUACAGAACAGUGAGAACACGAAGAAAAAAUGGUGCAGCUAAGAAGUUGUUUUUGCACACUUGCAUUCAUUCUUCUACAUAUUUUAUACCAGCCAUCUACCGCUGCUGCUGCUGAUGAGACCGCAGCUAUUGACAAUGUCUUAAGCUUUGGAGCUAAACGCAAUGGCGUAACUGAUUCAACCCAAGCUUUUCUUGAUGCGUGGGCUGCUGCCUGUGCCUCCCCAGAUUUAGCCGAGAUAAAUGUACCAAAAGGGAGGUAUUUGCUCAACUCUAUGACCUUUAAAGGUGACUGCAAGAGCCCACAGAUUACUUUCCGGAUUGAUGGAACGCUCGUAGCUUCACCUGAUUUCCGAGUCCUAGGCCAAGCCAACAAUUGGCUCGGUUUUGAAGGAGUCAGCGGGGUAACCAUUAUUGGAGGAACACUUGACGCCAAGGGUUCUGCAUUGUGGGCUUGCAAAUUGAGCACCAAAGCCUCCAAUUGUCCUGAUGGCGCCACGAGUUUGAGUUUUACGAACUCCAAAAACAUUAGAGUCGAGGGGCUAAUGUCAUUGAACAGCCAGAUGUACCACAUUGUCAUAAACGGCUGCCAAGAUGUUCUCAUUCAAGGCGUCAAAGUCAUUGCUGCUGGCAAUAGCCCAAACACCGAUGGCAUCCAUGUCCAGUUCUCGAAAAAUGUUGCAAUCUUCGACACCUCCAUCAAAACUGGGGACGAUUGUGUCUCCAUUGGUCCCGGCACGAAGGACUUAUGGAUGGAACACAUAUCAUGCGGUCCUGGCCACGGCAUUAGCAUUGGGAGCCUAGCCAAGGACUUGGAAGAGGAAGGGGUACAAAAUGUAACGGUCAAAAAUGCGAUUUUUAAGGGCACCCAAAAUGGUGUGAGGAUAAAGUCUUGGGCGAGACGUAGCAACGGGUUUGUCCAAGGUGUCCAAUUUCUUGACGUUGAAAUGGUUGAUGUCCAAAACCCUAUUGUAAUUGACCAAAAUUACUGCCCACACAACCUUAACUGCCCUGCUCAGGUAUCAGGCGUGAAAAUUAGUGAUGUAUUGUAUCAAAACAUUCGAGGAACAUCAGCAACAGCAGUCGCAGUAAAAUUUGCUUGUAGUGCAGCAAAUCCUUGCAGUGGGAUAAGACUCAAAAACGUGAAUCUGGCUUGCCGGAAUCAAGCUGUGCAAUCAUAUUGUACAAAUGCAAUCGGAAAGGCUUACGGCACUGUUCAACCAAACAGUUGUUUGUAGGAUUCAGAAACAGAUUAGGCAUGAGUUGGCUAGUACAUAUCGAUGCACUGCAGAUUGCAAGUGAUCGAUUAUAGAAAAUAUGUACAUUAAAUCAUUCUUUUUAUACAUACAAUUAAUAAAAAAAUUUACCAAGUAUUCGCGAUUCAGUA